Monascus purpureus is the source of this 2725-nucleotide messenger RNA. The record is from the annotation of a GenBank genome assembly. Lineage: Eukaryota; Fungi; Ascomycota; Eurotiomycetes; Eurotiales; Aspergillaceae.
CAGAGAUUGAACCAUCAUAUCCUCUCAUCCCGACUACAACCACGGCUGCUCCAUACUCUAUGACUGUUUCUUAUCUCGUAUGAUGUGAUUCGCCAGCCUCGCACCCAAUGGAUAUACUACGACGCGGCAGAAAUGCCGAUGUACCGGACAGAGCUUAUCAGCGGGCCUACAAGGCCUGUAUUCCUUGUCGGCAACGCAAGGCCAAAUGUGAACUGGGAACGGGGUUGAAUGGGUCUCCGCUGGGACCUCCAUGUGCGCGAUGCAGACGGGAGAAAAAGUCGUGUGUGUUUAGUGAGAAGAAGGCGUGGGAGAGGACGAAGAAGAGGGCUGCACCGUCGAACAAUAACAAUGGGGAACAUUCGUCGAGGACAAGUCGAAGGACAUCCAACCCCGCUCGCCGUCAGGUCGAAACACCCGCUGCACUGGAUGAAGCGGAUAGUCCAAGCGCUUCGCCUCAAUCGUACCGCUAUGAGAACUCCCAUCAGGAACCAGAUUCCACUCUGUCAAGCUCGAUGAUGCGUACGAUGGUCUCGAGUGGAAAUGAUGCGUUGAACAUUCUGUUCGAGGCUGCCGCGGCACGUAGCCGGGGAAACGACUCCAACGGUUCAAAUGCGCACAUAGAAAAUGAACCAACGCACCCCGGUCUCGAUAGCGAUGGAUACCGUCGAGGGAGCCGGACAAACUCGCGCGGAAACCGAUUAGUCCCGUCUGGAUUUCCCGCAACAAAGGUGCGGCCGGUGAAGAUUUCCCAGGCAAGCCUUGAUGUGCUUAACGUAUGGGAAGCAUGUCGCUUCGUCAAGAUGGGAUUGCUCACUGCUCCAGAAGCAGUAACCUUUAUUGACCUGUUUGUCCCCAUAUUCAAAAGAAAAGAAAAGACUAAUGCUUACUAGAAGAAGCGGAUGUAACUGACGGGAAUGGCUAUUCGCUGUAGUUUCUUCAAAAAUAUGUCACCGCUGUCGCCUAUUCUGACAGACUUCUACGCCGACCAUAGGAACCAUCAUUGGCUGAUAUCUCGGGACCCCGUUCUCUGUUCCACGAUCUUAAUGAUAUCCUCGCGAUACCAUGUCCUUCCAGGCGAAGGUGGCGAGUCGAGGAAUUUCUUCGUCCACCAUCGACUCUGGCAGUAUUGCCAGCAGCUCGUUGUGCGGCUUAUCUUUGGACAGGAGAGAUCGUCCAAAUCGAAAAUCCGGACAAUCGGCACUAUUGAGGCUCUGUUGCUGAUAUCCGAAUGGCAUCCUCGUUCGCUUCACUUCCCCCCGGAGAUAGAUGGCUGGGACUGGGAUUUGACCACGACAGCCGCGGAGUCCGGGAUCGGAGCGGAUUCCACAGACUCUUCUACAGCGACAGAGAAUAGAUGGUUAGAGGAUAUGAUCGAGCCUGCAAGGAGAUCAGAUCAGAUGUCCUGGAUGUUACUUGGCUCUGCGCUAUCCCUUGGACAUGAGAUCGGAGUGUUUGAAACGGAGAGUAGCGAUAGGGCUUGUUCUGCUGGCUAUCAGGGUUUUAUGUCGACUGACCAGAUAGAGCGUCGUAGGCAGCGCAUACAGAAACUGCUCUACAUCUAUAUCAACCAGCUGGCCUGGCGGAUAGGUCGUAUGUCCCUCAUGCCGCAGACUCUGAACCAUGCUAUCAUCAGUGGGAGGACCGUUAAGGAGCCCGUCCAUUCUGGCGAUGAAUGGCUGACCUUUAUGGAUUCCUGGAUGGAUUUGACCAAGCUGGCCAAGUCUAUCACUGACAUGUUCUUUCCUUCCGUCUCUUUUGCGAGACAACAACUGCAUGGCGACCGCUAUGUAGGGUUGCUAGAUCACUUCCGUCCGCUGCUCAGUCAAUGGAAGGAGAAGCAUCUUCAGCCAUAUUUGCCGAACGAAACAUUGUUCGAUGUCCUUUACAUCGAGUACCAUUUUGUCCGCGUCUACACACAUUCUGUUGGAAUGCAAGCAGUAGUCGAGCGCAUCCUUGCAGAAGCCGACCCCGACAAUAACAACGUGGAACAACUACGCCACACGACCAUGAACCCGAUAGACUACGAGUUCAUCCAGGAAGUCAUCGACGGAUGCUGUCAAAUUCUGCAAAAGAUCUCUCAACUGGCGGACAGGGGUGCCCUCCGAUUUUCGCCCGUCCGCAUAUUUCUCCGGAUCAUCAGCUCCUCCAUCUUCUUGAUGAAGGCUCUCAGCCUGGGAACCCGCCAAUCGAAGCUUGGAAAAUCACUUGACAUCCUCGAAAAAAGCAUCCAAUCUCUGAGAUCGAACGCUCUAGACGAUAUUCAUCUGGGUUCUCGCUACGCUACGCUGCUGGACAUGCAUGUCUCGCGCCUGCGACAGAAGCUACUGGCAUCCUCGGCUUCCUUGAGGAGUAGCCAUGGAUUAAUGGGACGGUCCGCAACGGCGUGUCCUUCACAAUCUGUAGAUGUCAAUGAGACGAGCGCAAUGGAGGGUGCUAUCGCCUCGCAAGAUCAUGAUGCUAUGUCUGAUGUAGGAUUCAUGUCCUUCGUAGACGAUAUGGCUGCUGAUGACUGGCUUUCUUUGCCUUUUGACCCGUCCAUGGCGCCAUUCGGGAUCAGCAACGCAGGCCAAUUUCCGGCUUAUGAAGGGGGGGCGAUGAAUUUCAUUUGGAAUUUGCCUCUUUGAUUGAUAUUCUGUUGUAGGAGAGUAUACGAGUAUACUCCGGAGUAAGAGUAAAAUUGCCACUAGAUGUUGGAUCACGUGGGAUUCUGCCGCAUAGGUCCGCC